AUGUCAUGGCUUCCCAGUGCAAUUGAGCCUACAAUUGCUACCAGUCUUAUGUUUAUGGCAUCGGCUAAACAGCAGGGUUUCCCUCAAUGUAAAGGCCUUAUAAGUUCCCUAGGUAUUCCCCGGAUCACGAGUACUGAUAGAUAUUGGGUCUACCCAUCGGCCUUCUGUAAUAGGGCACUAAAUCAAUCCCCAAUUGAUCGCUUGCCAGUUGCGAACUACUCGUUCUCUUCCUAUCACUAG
Prunus armeniaca (apricot) is the source of this 240-nucleotide messenger RNA. Lineage: Eukaryota; Viridiplantae; Streptophyta; Magnoliopsida; Rosales; Rosaceae. The record is from the annotation of a GenBank genome assembly.